GUCAAUCAAUGAUAUCUUAUUUGGUUUGGGGAAAUGAGACAAGAUCAAACACGAAGGAGAGGUCUCGAGAGUAGAGACUUCAUCUUCCUCAAGGCCACGAGCCAUCUUCAUCACCUAUCACAUCACCUGCUUGUGACUUGAGACUCCACAUCAUCGACGAGAACCUCAACUUCAAGGAGGUUCUGGGGUGGACCGAAACUUAGGAGCCACCGUCUAGCUAAAGACGUAAAAGAAGCGCUUGUGGGGAGGCAACCCCACCAAGGUUUGUUUUUCUUUUGAUUGUUUUUCGGUUUGUCCACUUGGAACUAUGGUUUCUAUCACCCAGUGUGUUUUGAUGACUCUAGACCUACUGACUGGUCCCAUUUCCAGUCCCCCGACAGUCCAUAUUCCAGGUAACAUCAUUCCCCCUUAUAUUUCCCUUGCUCCAUUGAGGGCAAUGUCGUGCUUAAGUGUGUGUGUGGGGGGGGGGGGGGUGUUUAUCUAUUUUUGACUGCUAUAUGAGUUUGUGUGCUUGGAGCCUAGUCCAUUGUCACAUUUGAUGAAUUGAGGGCUCCAAGUACCGUUCCCUGCAAAAUCGUGCUCAGUAUGCUUUGAAUUGACAGUCUCUAUGGUGAUAUGCAACCUAGGGAGGUAGUUGUAGCACUAUGGAGGAUGUUGAAGUAUAAGAUUUUUCCUAUCUGUCUCUCUGUUGUGCCGAUUGAUUUUGUGAACUAGUGGAUUUAGGACCGUUGAUUCAUGUGGUAUUGAUGACUCCUCUUAUGUUUUGUUGUGGGCUCGUGUAUCGAAAAAGGGCGCUCAAGUGUGAAAUGAAAAAGCAGUUGGUCCUCCAUGUCAAAAAUUUUAAAUUCUAAGACAUGGGGUAAGUCCAACGUGUGUGGCACCGUUCAUUGCACAAAAUCGGGUUUUGGAAGAUAUUUUAGUGAUCCUUGGUGGGGUAGGCCUACAACGUGAAGCUAAUUUGUCUCUAGUACAAGUAAAAUUUCCACCCGUUGAACGGUUGACCUACUUGAGGAUGUGUUUUUAAGGGCACGGAUAGAGCUUCCGACCCCCCUUAAUUUCAUUAACCCUCCACACGAAGUGAGGAAUAGGAGUUAAAAGAAGUACUCUGGCGAGUGACAGAUGUACAUAAAUUGGUCUUGCUCACCUAAUAAGGAUAGAACGCGCAUACAAACUGCAGUUGGAACCCCAGCAAAGAAAAAAAAACAAAUAGUAAGAAGAAGGGGUUCCAACAAGUGAAAUGAAAUGAAAGAGCACCCGAUACUGAGUCCUUGGUUGUUGAAUUGUGUGAGUCUCCUUAUCCAUGAAUUGAAUGUCUUAGAAGACCAAUUGACCUCGUAAGUUGCUAAAUGAUCUAGAAAAUCCUCUGCCGACGAUCGGGGUUGCAUGUUGCUAUAGAGGUCUGGAGAGUUGUAUUGGUUUGAGUCAGGUUUCCUUGGGGACAAGCAAACGGUUAAGUGUGGGGGAAUUUGAUGACUUGAUAUAUUCACAUGUUUUUAUCCACCAUUCCUGUACCGUUCGAGUCUCAUCUCUCGUGUUUUAGGCCAAUUUCAUGCUAGGUUGUUCUUGUUUGUAAUAUUUCAGGUCCUAGUACGUGAAAGAAGGUUUGGGCACGAGUUCGGGGUCGAUUGGACAAAGUUGGGGCGUUUGACGAAAAGCUGGAAAAGACACACGGGCACGCCUAAAAACCCACACGGGCGUGUGACCUGGCCGUGUGGCACCAAAUUGCACGGACAAGCCACACUGGCUGUGUAGGGGACCCCUUGUGGCCGUGUGGAAAGUCCAGGGAGCUCACACGGGCACGCCUAAAAUCCACACGGCUGUGUGGUUUUGGCCGUGUAGCGUACCUGAAAUCACUUAAGCGAAACGCGGCGUUUUGCACACUCACACGGGCACGCCUAAAAAACCACACGGUCAUGUGGCCUGGCCGUGUGGUCGGAAAUUUCUGGGUUUUAACCCAAAUUCGAGCCAAAGGAGAGGGAAUCGACUUUUUGGAGCAAAAACAGAGCCCUAGAGAGAGAAAGUGCGAAGAACACAUCCUAGAAGUGAUUUUGGAGCUGGGUUUCAACAAUCAAGCUUGGAGAUCAUCAUAGGAGUGAAGAUUGACAUCCUAGAGCAGGUUCUUCCCAUUGUUAUGAGUAUGACUGCUUUGUAUUCUGUUUCCCUCUCUCUCUCUCUCUCUCUCUCUGUCUAUGGAGUAGAACUCUCUCUCACUUGGGUAUGAAGAACCCUAGUUCCAUGUGUUAGGAAUCUUGAUUGUAAUUACAUUUGGAUUGUGAUGUUGCUUGAUUAUAAUCAAUUGAAGUGUUUUGAAUGAGUCAAUUGAAGUUUGAUCACCUUUUAUUGAUUUCUGCUGCAACCUGAGAUAGAUAGAAUCUGAUUAGGUUGUUAGAGCUUCUUCAAUCGGUAGUAGUGAAUCGAUUAUAUGAGAGUUAGUCGAUUCACUACUUUGUACUGGAAUCUAAUUCUAGUAGUGGAAAUCUGUGUUCAUUGCCUCAACAUUCUAUCCCGGUGAAGACUAGUCGUCUGCCGGGUAGUUUGACUGAGAGGGCUUGGUCAGCUUAAGAGAUUCCAAGCUACCGUCGGAUCUUCCGCAGUAUAAUCAGCAGUAAAGCAACCAAAAGUAAUUACAACUGUGACCUAACUAAGGAGCUAGGGGGACUCAUUCCCGAGUGACUCUUCCUUUGCUUUAGAAAAUCGAAUCUUUUCCUGCUUUCUUACUGCUUUUAGUUAAAACCACAAUCAAUCGACUUAGUUGGCUAGAUAAUAGAUAUUCACGGAGUAGGCAGUAGAUCUAUAGACCCCCGGGUUGAUAAUUAGAACUUGCCACUUUACUGCAUUCGCGGACUACGAUUACACUUGGUCGCAGUUUGGUGUCGUGUUUUAGCGUGUCAGCUACAUCGACGUUUAUUUUAAUAUCCACCUAAUUCGGUAGUUUCCAAUGACUAUUCAAUUGCCUCGAUGCCUUUGCCUGUCGAAUAUGAAUAUUUAGGAACUCCUCCAACCAAUCACUCCCCCGACCCAUGAUUUUCCACUUCUCCAUAUUCUUCUUGGUAUAGAGCUGACAGUUUCUCUCAUUCAAGAUGAACCAGAGAGAGACCUAUAAGUGUAUGAGAAUCUCAUACGACUCUAAUCCUUGGAGCUCAUAGAACCACUCCACCGAGGUAAGUGACUCCCUUUUCUCGAAUUAUGCAUGCAAUAGGAUGUGUUCUUGUGUUUCAUGUAAAACACAUAAAGGACAACCCUCACUACCUUUUUAGUUAUUGCUAGGAUCCUUACACUUGUAGGUAGGAUGUUGUGUAGCCACUUCAGGCAAAAAAAUUACUUUUGGAAGGACUUUCAAUUCUCGAAUUCUCAUCUAAUCCACAUGCAAGUAGAUCUCUCCUUCUAGUGCCUCAUUUUUGCUUUGCCAUAUUCUAUAAGCUUAUUUACUGAACACUGCCCUAAUUUUUCCAACCUUCAGGCAUUUGAAUCCUUCGUCAGUUGCCUAGGAAUAAUAUUCUCAAAAUAUUUACCCAAUUUGAUAGGUUAAAGUGAGCAUGUAGCACAUCAUACCUCCAUGAUAUUGUUUCCAUAUCCAUCAAUUCCGCCACCGAGGCUGACUCCCCUUAUCCAAAGGCAAGAGAAGUGAUCCUAUGUUCCUUUCUAGUUGUAACCCAUUUAUCCAAUCAUAUAUCAUUUUUUUUUAUUCAUCUCUCACCCUCCACUUCAUUUCGAUCGUCACUAGGUCUUUAGCUACCAUUAGACCUCUCAAUACAUAGUUGGGGUUGUAGCUGAAGUCUGCCUCCAGUACUUCCCAAUCCUGGUAGUAUUUUGCUUUCAUUAUCAUUGCAACCAAGGAUCCAGGAUGCUGAAUUAGUUGUCAGAGUUGUUUGCCUAGUAAAGCUAUGUUAAAAAUGUGCAACUCUCGAAACCCUAAUCUACCAACCUUCUUUGACCUGCAUAGUGCCUCUCAAUUCAACUAGUGAGUCUUAUUUCAUCUUGUUGUUGACCCUGCAAGUAAUUGGCUACCACACUAUUAACUUCCGGUACAAUUCCAACAGGUGUUAGAAAUACAAACAUGGAAAACGUCAUAUGUGCUUGUGCAACCGACUUUAUAAGCACCUCCUUUCCCAACACAGAGAGUAGAUUCACUUUCCAAACCUUCACUUUAUUGUUAACUCUAUCCACAAGGUGGACAAAGAAUUGUUUUUUGGAUCAAACCACAUUAGUAGGGAGUUCCCGUUAUUUUUUGUGAUAACACAAUUCAUACCCAUAAUACUAGCUAGCUCUCUUGUCUGAUUUAGAAUAAUGUUAGGGCUGAAGGAUACCUCAGAUUUAACUAGGUUUACCUAUUGAUCAUAUUCAACCACAUGUAAAACUUAGGAUUCUUGUAAGUUAUGCACGCUCCUUCUUUGUGGCUUGAGCAAAAAAGAUGUUGCCACCGUGAAAAGAGCAUGUGAUAUAAAAAGGGCAUUAUGUUUGAUUUUAAUCCUCAUUAUCCUUCCUUCUUGCUCUACCUUGUUAAUUAAUGUUGAUAAACCCUCCACCACAAAUAGAAAGAGAUAUGAGAAAUGUGGUCUCCUUCCAUAAUCCCUUGCUAGGAUAAAACCUUUUCGUUUGGUAUCCAUUCACUAGUGUCGAGAAUGACACUGUAGAUACACAAGUCAUCAUCAAACAAACCCAUCUCUCUGCAAAUCCCAGUAUUCUCAAGAAAGCCUCUAGGAAUCCCACUCCAUCCUAUCAUAGGAUUUAGUAAUGUCAAGUUUUGCAGCUAUGUAUCCUUUCUUUCCUCACUUCAUAGCUUUCAUCUAAUGAAAGUGUUUGAAAGCAAUCAUCACAUUGUUCGUAAUCAACCUCCCUGGUACAAAUGCACUGUGUUGGCACAAUUAUUCCAUCCAGAAUACCCUUUUGUUGAUUAGCCUACACCUUUGAUAGUAUUUUAUAUAAUACAUUGCAUAAACUUAUCUCUCUAAAAUUCACUGGGGUUUUUUAUACUUUUUUUCUUUCUCUGCAUCGUUCCAAUUUUAUCGGAUGCCCUUGAGGGACUAAACUUUUAUUUUAUGGAAUCAAUGCAAUGAGUGUGCGAUUAAGCUCAUGUAAGAACAUCCCUUCCUCCAUAAACCCUUGCAAUUCAGCUAUCACUACUUCCCUUACGAUUUUCCAAUUCCUUUGAAAAACAUUGAUAGCAUUCCAUACGCUUAUGGAGCUUUCAAAGGCCCCGUUCUUCCUUAACGCUUCCCAUUCUCUUCCAUGGCGAACGGUUUUAGCAGUUCAUCAUUCAUUUCCAUUGUUUACUUAUGUUGUUAUAGUGUGGCUCGAACUCCAGCAGUGCCUACUGUAUAUAAAUGUUUAAAGUACUGAACUAUACAUUCAUAGACUGCUUGUUAUCCUUCAUAAAAUCUUCGAUCCUCACCUCCCAUUUUCCUUAUUAUGUUUCUUGCUCUUUGAUAUGUUGCUCUUAGGUGGAAAAAAUUGUGUUUUAUCGCCCUCCUGCAACCAUUCCAUCAUUGAACGUUGUUUCCAUAUCAAUUCUUUUUGGAGCGGUAACUCUUACAAUUCUUUUUUCCAAUACUAUGCUGUGAGCUUGUAUUGCUGGAGUCAUUGGUACUCUCUCUUACUUUUCAAGUGCUCCCUCAAUCUGGAUUCAUCGAGUUUUUAGGCUGCCAAGAGUAACUAUCCAUGUUGCGCCACAAGAUCAUUGUUGUCAACCCAGGUUUGCCCGAACUUACGGUUGAACCGGUUUCACUAGAUGACAAAGGCUUGGUUGCCUAUCAACCUGAAUGAGGCCAAACCUAGAGAAAUCCCAGUCAAUAUGAUAAGCAUGAUUAGUUUGAUCGACUACCUGAGUGCCGAGCUUAUCUAAUACUGUGUCGUCACCACUAUUUUCUGCAAGGGAAGGAACUACAAUCCCUAAUUUUCCAUUGCACGUCCUUCUUUGGUCCCCUCCAUUGACCUUCUCUUACAAUCUUCUUCAUCUCUCAAUCAUUUCUUUUUCCUUUUUUGUCAUAAGUUGGAGCAUGAUGACAAGAGGGAGAAAAUUGAGAGAUGGAAAGGAAGGAAGACAUGAGCGAGUGUGAAAGAGAUUGAGAGAUAGAAAGAGAUGAUCAGAGGGAGAGUAAGAGAGAGAAUAUGUUUUCCACUAACAACGAGGUGAAGAAGCAAGGAGAGAUGAAGAAAUUUUUUUAUUAGUGCAAAAAAGGUUCACAAUCCACAGGGGACCUAGCAAAAUUUAAUCAAACGCCACUUGAUCCAUAUAGAAAAAGAAAUAUCGAAAUUGGAGAGAAGAUUGCAUAUGACUUGUGUUGAACCUUGCUUGAUGCGACCCCGUUCACCCCGCAUGACGUCACUCAAGCUCAAACUAGAUACCUACAUGGACCAUGGUUCGAGAGAUGAUUUAAGAGGUUUAAAGAGAGCUUGAAAGCAUUCAAGGUGGAAGAAAAGGUAUUUGCAAGCAAGGCCUACGAGUUUGUUGAUGUGAAAUCAAUUGGCAGAAUAUAUAAUUCUCGUGGUCCAAAGAUGAAGGUCCGAGUACGACGAUCCAAGGAUCAAAUGGGAUCAUUCUUGAUGGACGUGGACUUGCUAGAAGGAAAGUCCAUCACGUUGCUACGAUUUAUGGACUAGAAUGAAGAGAAGAUGGGCUUGGUAGAAGGAAGGAAGAUCUCCCAUGGUGUGAAUACAAGGUGUGAAAAGGAGUACAAGUGUGAAAGGAAUAUCAGGUGUGAACACAAGCCCUGUAGGGAGGAUUGCAAGGCUAGAAUCUAGGGAGUUGUUGACCAAGUAUUUUACUUGUCUUUUAAGGAUUGUGUUUUCCUUUUACUUGUCUUUUAAGGAUUGUGUUUUUUCCUUUUACUUGUAGGACUUGUUUUUCAUUUUAAGCUUUGGAUUUGUGUUAGCUAGUCUAUAAAUAAGAGGCUGAGUUCCUCAUUGUAACUCAUUCAAUUAUCAAUCAACUUUCAAGUUACAAGUUCAUACGAACUAGUUCUUUGUGCAAGCUUCUGUUGAGAGUGCUCCAGGAGUUUCACGUGUCUCUUAUCAACUAGAGAACGCGUCUAGUUGUGGCGAGCUUCUACCCAAUAGCGAUUGGCCUUAUUCACGAGUGGGUGAUUGUUUGAUUGGUUUCAUAUACCAAUUGGCCUUUCACACGAGUUGGAAUCUGUUUGAUCGUGUUCCAUCAUUAUCUUUUGUUCGAGUUCUUGUUCGUUGGAGAAAAGUUUCAAAAACCCAUAAAAAGUAGGAAAGCUGCGUACUUUGGUCAUAUAAUCCGAGUUCGAGGAUUCUCUUCGGAUUUGGAUCAUAUCAAGUGGUAUCAGAGCCUGGUUCAAACGCAGCGGAGAAGAAGGUUCUUUGGCAAUCUUGUGUUGUUCUUGAAGGUUUUGACGUCAUCGUAAAGGAUCUUGGAGGAGUCUUUACGUUCUUGAAGGUUCUUGCGAGCUAUCUUGAAGGAGUAAUUAGCGCCGCAAAUAUGGGAGACGAGAUCAAGGCAUUGACUGAUCAAAUCCAAGCAUUACUUCAAGCACAUACCACCAGCCAAAGGGAGAUUCAAGUGGCGCUACAAGCUCAAAAUGCAAGAAUGGAAGCUUGGGAAACACGGAUGCAAGCACCACCAAACCCUAACCCUAAUGUUGCUGCUGAAAGGGCUAGGAGGGAAGAAGAAGAUCGUGGAGAGAGAAGGGUGGUACAACGACCCAUGUUCGAACAUGUUAGGCGACAUCGGCCAAUGGGUGGACUACAUGCAAGACGAGGCCAGCCUCGUGAUGAAGAGGUCGAAUAUGAGGAUGACGAGGGUUACCCUCGAGAUGAAGAUGAUGAUUUGAGGAAUAUUAAGGUCAACAUACCAUCGUUCAGAGGUUCUACUAAUCCCGAGGCUUACCUAGAUUGGGAACGAAAGAUGGAAUUGAUCUUCGAUUAUAACAACUAUUAUGAGAGGAAGAAAGUACAAGUGGCCGCACUCGAGUUUACGGAUUAUGCCAUUGUGUGGUGGGAUCAAGUAAGCAUGAGGAGGAGGAAGAAUAGGCAGCCACCUAUUGAGACAUGGGCAGAGAUGAGAACGGUAAUGCGGGAUCGAUUUGUGCCUAGUUCUCAUCGUAGAGAGAUGCAUCAAGCCCUACAACUUCUGCGCCAAGGUACCAAGAGUGUAGAGGAUUAUUACCGCGAGAUGGAGAUGCUAAUGAUUCGAGCGGAUUUGGAGGAAGAUCGUGAUGCUACCAUUGCACGAUUCUUAUAUGGGCUUAAUCGAGAAAUUCAAAAUGUGGUGGAACUUCACCCCUGUGCGGAUCUAUACGAUUUGGUUGCAAUAGCAGCCAAAGUGGAGAAACAACAACGUAGUAACGUUGGGAGGAGAUUCACGCCACCACAAGCAGCACCAAGGCCAGGAACGCUGAAACAUCCCACCUCUUUGAAUUUGAAAAAAAAGACCUUUCUACCCCGGGGUAUAGUUAAAAAUCUCAAAUAACACAAGUUUAAAUAAAAUACCAAACUUAAAUAUCUCAAUAUCUCAAAUCGAAGCCCUAAACACGUGGGCAAAACUCAAAUUGUCCAAAGGAAAUGAAUCUCCAAUCCUUAACUCUUAACCAUAAAGACUUAAUAACUGGAAAAAGUUCUCUGGUGCUUACUCUGACGCCUGGCUCGACAUCUCUCAGCGACGAUGGUGUUGAGUCCCUCUAGCUUGCUGCUCACGGACUGGCUGGUUAGGAUUUCCUCCUCUACGAUCUGGUGAGUGAGUUGGGGUCAGUCUACGCCCUUACGAUAAAAUCUAUGGUACUUU
Linum trigynum is the source of this 8743-nucleotide messenger RNA. NCBI's taxonomy places the organism in Eukaryota, Viridiplantae, Streptophyta, Magnoliopsida, Malpighiales, Linaceae. The record is from the annotation of a GenBank genome assembly.